This is a messenger RNA of Hevea brasiliensis (rubber tree), 1136 nucleotides long. RefSeq names its product photosystem I reaction center subunit III, chloroplastic. Gene Ontology annotation, cellular component: photosystem I; chloroplast thylakoid membrane; photosystem I reaction center. NCBI's taxonomy places the organism in Eukaryota, Viridiplantae, Streptophyta, Magnoliopsida, Malpighiales, Euphorbiaceae. Gene Ontology annotation, biological process: photosynthesis. The transcript is spliced from 2 exons. The record is from RefSeq and is a predicted model, not a curated record. The coding region runs from base 237 to 923 and encodes 228 amino acids.
ACAAAGAUAAAAAGAUAGAGAGAGAAGAUCUCAAACCCAUUACCAAAAGCUCCUAACCAAUUACAACUAUCCAACUCAGCUUCCUUACUCCUCCCUUAUCCAACCAAACGUUCUAUUUCGACCACCAAUGCAUCCCUCCCGGAAUCUAAAAACCAUCACUGCACAGUCUUCCAGUAUCUCUCUUCUCUUCUCUUUAACCUUUUCUUAGCAAAAAUCAAGAAAUCAAGAAAAGGAAAAUGUCUCUUACAAUACCUGCCAAUCUCUCAAAACCCAUGUUGAAGCCAAAACUUAGCUCUCCAUUGACCCUAACAAAGUUAUGUUCUUCAUCAAGAUCCACAGUUGUAUGUUCUGCCCCUCAAACCCCAGAGAAAGACUCCUCUAAAUCACCACUUCAAGCUUUCUCUGCUGCACUAGCCCUCUCUUCCAUCCUCUUAUCCGCCCCACUUCCCGCCGUGGCUGAUAUCUCUGGCCUCACACCAUGCAAAGAAUCCAAACAGUUCGCUAAACGAGAAAAACAGCAAAUCAAGAAGCUGGAAAAUUCUCUGAAGCUGUAUGCUCCUGAUAGCGCACCUGCUUUGGCGAUCAAGGCGACGAUAGAGAAGACGAAACGUAGAUUCGAUAACUAUGGAAGGCAGGGUUUGCUAUGUGGGUCUGAUGGGCUUCCUCAUUUGAUUGUGAGCGGUGACCAGAGACACUGGGGUGAGUUUAUCACUCCAGGGAUGUUGUUCUUGUACAUUGCAGGAUGGAUUGGGUGGGUUGGCAGGAGUUAUUUGAUUGCUAUAAGAGGUGAGAAGAAGCCAGCAAUGAAGGAGAUCAUCAUUGAUGUUCCUUUGGCUUCAGGUUUGAUUUUCAGAGGAUUUUCUUGGCCUGUUGCUGCUUACAGAGAGUUCGUUAAUGGUGAACUUGUGGUCAAGGAUGUUUAACUUUAUGUAUCCUUACACCUCAGAGAUAGAGACUUGGAGGCCAAAGGGUUAUUUAGGAGAGCUUUGAUGAGUGAUGACAGAUGAAAGAUUUCAUGGAAAAUUUCUUCUAUUUUAUUUGUGAACGUUUACUCGUAUAUGUAACUGAUGCUUGCGUUCGACAUUGGAAAAUUGUUUGCCAUUGCCUUUUUAAAAAAAAAAAAGAUUAUAAAGAGA